AUGCGCCCUGCAGCAGACCCGGAUGACAUGGAGGACCUCUUGCGUCAUGUCCGUCGUGGUGUGGAGGCCCGAACAUGCACGCAGACACAGGACCAGGAGGCUACCGGCAGUGGCCAAAACAGUUCGAAGGUGCAAAUGGCGAGAUGUCAGUCAGGUGCGACAGUUGCACAGGAAGAGCCUCCAGUGGCACUGCCCCGAGCUGCCGUUCGCGGCCGCUACGUCUUCAGCGGCGGCAGUUCGAUCUUGGGGCCGGGACAGCGGCUCGGGGCGCCAUCGGAGUCUUCGGAUGCCGUGGUGUCUCCUCGGCCGAUGGAUUUCGCAAGUCGGAGACCUCGAGGCCGUAUCGGCAAUGAGGACGGAGGUCACGCGACCUCCAGAAUCGAUGCCCGGCAGGCGGCCGAAGCAAUGGCUGCUGAAUGCGAUGAAGUAGAGAUCUAA
Messenger RNA from Symbiodinium sp. CCMP2592, 438 nucleotides. The record is from the annotation of a GenBank genome assembly. Lineage: Eukaryota; Dinophyceae; Suessiales; Symbiodiniaceae.